AUGCAGUCCUCCAAUCCCAUAGGUCAUCAGCUCACCCAGAGGACUCUCAGAAGGGCUCUACACGCUUGCGCGAAGAGAGCUGCCGAGCAGACUUCACCGAAAGGUAAAGGCAAGGCAAUUUCCGACACUCUCUUCGCCCCUUCUACACGCAGUACUACACCCCAAACGUCAACAUCUAAAAUCGCACCUAGUCUCAAACCUACCAUGCCUACAUAUACUUCGUCUCCAACCCAUUCAAGGGGAUGGCAAGCCUUCGAAACAUCAUGGGCAUAUCAUCCUUCUUCAUCUACCAAAAUCCCAAAGUUCCUGAAAGAUAAAGUGAAAGAUGGAGGUAUGGGUGUAAUGGAGGUACGAACGAUAUUUGAAAAACCUAUAAAUUUCAAUCCGAUAUUGAGAUUAUUAGGUUGUGGAUUUACGGCUUUUGUGGGAUUUUCAUGGUUCUGGUUACCUCCUCCGUUAGCUGAGGAGGGUGGUUAUCAAACUUUCUGGAACUCAAAACCUGAUUCUGGAUAUACAACCAAAAUAUGGGGAACGUUCAAACACUUUUUGUUUGUGCAAACUCCCUAUUGGGCUCUGGGAGGAGCAGCAUUGGGCGUAUACAGACUAACUAAAAAUCUCAAUAUCGUCACUAAGCUCGAACAAUGUAGAGUUCGUCUGAAUCCCACUUCGACUCCUACCUCGGCCGGAGCUGCAGAAGAGAUACAUCUCAGGAUGAGUACCGUCAAGAAGGAUCUGUUGGGCAGGUGGAGUGGAGAACCCAGGGAUCUGAGAUUGAGUGAUGUGAGGGUACUACCUGUGAAAGGACCCCACGAGAGGAACGGUGAUUAUAUCUUAAAUCUACAUGUGAAGGACUCGACAAAAAGCAACUUUGCAGAUAGUCAGCCGUACAUCGUCGAUACUAGGUACAUGAGCUACUUGGAUAAAUCGGAUCAACCUUAUGCUCUGUCGCCGAGUAGGUUGAGGCAUGUCUUUGGACGAUGGGAGGGGUCUGAUUGA
Kwoniella botswanensis is the source of this 996-nucleotide messenger RNA. RefSeq lists its product as uncharacterized. The transcript is spliced from 4 exons. The record is from RefSeq and is a predicted model, not a curated record. Lineage: Eukaryota; Fungi; Basidiomycota; Tremellomycetes; Tremellales; Cryptococcaceae. Bases 1 to 996 code for a protein of 331 amino acids.